AAACUCUUUUUUUCCAAUCGAAACGUUUUGAAGAAAUAGAAUCAGUUUAAAAUUAUCUUAAGCUAGAAUUUCUUUUUAACCUCUGAGUUUGUGCCCCAGCUUUUCUGGUCAAAUUCAAUUGCAUUCUAUUUUCUUACAGCGAGAAUAAAUAGUACACGCGCAACGACAUUCGCAGUGACUCUGCUGAUAACGUCCACCACAAUUUCGCCAGGAUUCAUAUGAAUUGGAAAUAAAUGACUGCAACUAUGGGAAUUCAAAAAGAGCUUUUCCUCUCAAAUCUCCCAGAAACCUUGGAGGCAUUGUGUGAUUCCCAGUCUGCACUACAAGAUGAUACCAUUCUCCAUCGGCUGCUUGACCUAAUCAAAGAGUUUGUUUGUUCUCCAGAAGAUAUCAGCAGUGGUGGUCUUCUCACAUUUCUCAAGACAGUGAAGUCCAGGAUGAGCUAUCUUCCAGCAUCAGUGAUCAUCCUGGCUCUAGGGAUGGCUGGACAUUUGGUUACAAUAACGCCAGUUCCUGACAGUCUAUGGCAGGUGGUGACAGCUUUAUAUGAAGCAGUUCUGACUUGCAAUGCUGUUAGUAAUUCAUCAGUAGGAGCUGCUUACUUCAACAGUCUGACAGCCCUAAGCAGAAGCAUAAUGGGAUAUAAAUGGCUCCAGGAGCAUGAGGCACACAUUUUUACUGGUUUGACCACACUGGAGACAGCCCAGAGUGUGUUCCUUCAGAUGGCUGCUGAAAAUUUCUUGGUUACCUGGACAACAUUAGCCAUGGAAACAGUUAUUCAAGAUUUAAUAGUUGAUCACCAGCAACAAGUCACAGGCGUGGUGCAUAAGGUUCUGGAAUGUUUAACAAGAAGUUUAAAAGAAAUGAAACUUAGUUGUCCUGGCUUAGCUGGUCAUUCAGUCACUGUUCCAAGUGUCAGUAGCAGUCAUGUGACUGUUAGUCAGAUCUUUCAACGGCUCAGCAGUGUGCAAGAAUUCUGCCAAUGGAAAGUGCAGGAUGUGGAUUUUAUGAAAACUAUAGCAGUUCUCAGCCUACAUCAUUCUUCAGCAAAGAUCAGACAACUCUUACUGCAGACUUUGCUUCAUGUUUACAACUACAUGCAACCUGAAUGCCAAACAGAGUUUCUGAACAAAACUUUCCUGCACCCACUGCUGUGCCUUGUCAAGGAGGGUCAUGUGGAGAAAGGCCUUGAAAUUGCCACAGCAGUUCUAGACAGUGGCGUUUCCUUACCUCUAAAAGCAAUCAUGACUCUUCAAGAUCUGCAGCAGCUGCCACAUGAUGUCCUGCUUGGAAGGCAGCUGCAUGAAGACGAAAGCACUCCUUCAGCUACAGCUGCACUUUGUAAUGUUGAAGCAACUACUCCAACAACAACUGCAAUACCAAGUAACUCAGCAAUAUCUCCAUCAAACAUAUUGAUACCAGCCACACUGAUUGAUGCAACAACAGCUUCAGGUACAGACUCAACAACUGAUUCUCAGGAUGUGUCAACAGCUGCACUUUCUGACUCAGUAACAGCUGCUCUGAGUGAGCGUAGGAGACUCAUCAAGCUGACACCAUGCAUCCUCCGUUCUCUAAAGCAGAAAAGUAAUUCACUGGGGAUUACACAACUUCUUGGGAGUGGUUGUGUCAGCAUGAAUGAUGCAGAAUGGCCAGUACUGGUGUCAAGAUGGCCACAGGGUAUUGGACCAGUUGUGGUGAAUAAUGCUCACCUGGUCACUUCACUGCUGCAGCUACUUCAAGACAGUGACUGUCCAGCCCUCAGCCUAGCUGACAACAUCUCUGUGAUGGAAAGCUUGUUACUGAUUAUGGGACGUUCUCAGCUGGACAGCAAGCUUUACAGCCAGACUGGUGCAGCCUUUUUGGCAACCUUAAACCAGGUGAAGAAGAUGCAGAGCAUCCUGGAUUCACGGGUAGAGCACAUCUUAGAGGGCCUGAUGGUGCAGCUGGAGCGGCAUCUUGUAGCCAUUCAGUGGGAAGUUCGCGACACGGCCUUAGAGAUUAUUCGAAGCUUAAUACAGUCUCAUCCUGAGCCAUGGCUUCAGAAAGUUAUGCAAGCGAAAAACUUGCUGCCUCAGGCAUGGGCAUGCAUCCAGGAUGGAGAGAGCUAUACAAGAGCAAGUGCCAUCAACCUUGCCUCUGCUUUAAGAUCUGCACAAGGAUGGUGGCAGUGCUUUCUGGAGGGCUGCAAGAUGACAGAGACUAUGAUUGUGAAGAAAGUCAUUGAGGUGCUGGAGGAAGACACAGAAGCUUUUGCAAGACGAUCAGCAGUGGAGUUUCUGUCAACAGUCUUUGCAUCUUCCAGCGAUUGUGUGCCUCUUCACUUUGUGCACACUGGAGCUCUCUCAGACCUGGGCCUUCUUAUCUGUUCAGCUCUUGGAAGGGUGCUGGAGGAUUUUGACUGGGAAGUGAAGGUCAAGGCAUUGAGGUUCUGGGAGAGAGCAGCAAUGCCAGUGCUUGGGAGGAAGUCAGGUAAUUGUGAUGCAGAUUCUUCAAGGGAAUGUGACGGAGCUGUGGAGAGCACACCAUUGCAUGAGGUGCACCCACACAAACGCAAGAAGAUUGACAGCAACAUCCCCAUUCAUCGAGGACUACAUGUUUUGUUAAGGGCUGGCUUUGGAGAAGCUCUUUGUGCUGGACUGGAAGAUUAUGACAGUUCGGUCAAGGAGCUUGCAUUUAGCAUUCUUCUGCGAUUCAGGGAUCAUUUGCAAACACUGGAGGAUUACUCACCUCCAAAGGCAGCCAGAAUGGAUGUUGGUUGUGCAGAUCAGUGUGCAAGCUUUGCUGAUUUGGCACAAAGUACCAACAGGAGUUUUACUCAUAAAGAAUAUAAAGAUUGGGAUCAUGUGGAAGCUUUCUUGAACAAGACACAAAGCGUUAUUGCCACUAAAACUUCCAGCAUGUUUGAAACUAGUGCAGACGAGUAUGAACAACGCCCCUCUUCCUUAUUGGAGGACAUCAUGGCUGCCAUCAAAAUGGCACAGUUAGCUGCAGAUGCUGCUGCUUCUUCUGAAGAUGAAUUUGACAAUGGAGAAGACAUUUUCGUAGACUGUUACUAGUGAUUGAGAGAUAUUCUAAGUCUCUUGGUGAAUGCGAGAAUGAAUGUUUUAUAGGCCAAUAAUUAUGAGAUGAACAUUAAUGGAGAUUCUGCAUACGGUUAAUGUAACCAAAUAGUUAACUUCUAAUAAAUGAAUGAAAGAUAUUUUUCAAAGGGCAAACACAUAAAAAAGUGUUUAAAUAACAUCAAGCAUAUAGUUAAGAAAUAUGUAAUUGUUUCUCAUCAAAACAUUGAGAAGAAUCUCAUACUUGAAAUUGACAGCAAUCUUAUCACAGCAUGUUUUGAUAAUUGAUAUGUCCAAUGACCACAGGCAUAAGGUUUAGAGAAUAGGCUAGGUAACAACAUACAACUAUAACACUAUUGUUAUGACUUAAUUUUACUAAGAUAAAUAAAACUUAAUGCCAAAUUUA
Pomacea canaliculata is the source of this 3465-nucleotide messenger RNA. RefSeq lists its product as uncharacterized. NCBI's taxonomy places the organism in Eukaryota, Metazoa, Mollusca, Gastropoda, Architaenioglossa, Ampullariidae. Gene Ontology annotation, biological process: positive regulation of protein phosphorylation; DNA damage response; cell population proliferation. The transcript is spliced from 10 exons. Gene Ontology annotation, cellular component: nucleus. The coding region runs from base 234 to 3056 and encodes 940 amino acids. The record is from RefSeq and is a predicted model, not a curated record.